Paramuricea clavata is the source of this 426-nucleotide messenger RNA. The record is from the annotation of a GenBank genome assembly. Lineage: Eukaryota; Metazoa; Cnidaria; Anthozoa; Malacalcyonacea; Plexauridae.
AUGGAUGACGUCAUCGCAUGGAUGAAGUCCUCCAUUAGUAAGCGGCAAAAAUCACUUCAUAAGUACGGAAGAAAUUCACAAGCAUAUAGAUUUUGGCGCAAUAAAGUUCAACGGGAUGUUAAAUUGGCACGUAGAAAGUCCUAUGCGAAUUCCGUGCAGAAGUUGAAAAGUGCAAACCCUUCCAGAUGGUGGAAAGAGGUUAAAUCCAUAGGGGGCCUCUCUUCUCGGGAAUCUUGGGUACAUCAACUACUUUCUGAAGUAAACCCCACCUGUGAGGACCUUGCUGAGUCAUAUAAUGGAUAUCUUGUUGGACUUACUUCGCAUUUUAAACCCUUGCUAGAAUGCACCGAUGACCAGGAGACAGAAGUUCCCAAUUAUCUACUCGUAAAUAUAGGGCAAGUUUAUUCAGUGCUGCGGACGUCUUAA